Amphiprion ocellaris (clown anemonefish) is the source of this 5076-nucleotide messenger RNA. Its product is annotated as proline-rich protein 12-like. The record is from RefSeq and is a predicted model, not a curated record. The coding region runs from base 295 to 1074 and encodes 259 amino acids. Lineage: Eukaryota; Metazoa; Chordata; Actinopteri; Pomacentridae. The transcript is spliced from 2 exons.
UACACAGUACAUCCCUCCCUCAGCUGAUGCGACUGCAGCCUGUGAACUCAUCCACAUUGAAGCGUCCCAGCUGCAAACAUCUCACCCUCAGUCUCUUAUCAUCAUCUCAGGAGACUUUAAUCAUGCAUCGCUCUCUGCCACUCUCCCCACGUUCACCCAGUACGUGACCUGCCAUACCAGACACAAUAAAACCCUGGACCUGCUGUAUGCAAACAUCAAGGAUGCAUACAGCUCCUCCCCCCGCUGGGCCACUCAGAUCACAACCUGGUGAGACUGCAGCCCAUUUACAUACCUAUGGUGAAGAAACAACCCCCCACCAUCAGGUAUGUGAAGAAGUGGUCUGACGAGGCCACUGAGGUGCUGCAGGACUGCUUUGAGACCACAGACUGGGAUGUGCUGUGUGGUCCACAUGGGGAGGACAUUGAUUCACUGACUGACACUAUUACGGACUACAUUAAAUUCUGUGCAGAGAACAUCGUACCGACCAGGAAAGUACGGUGUUUCUCUAACAGCAAACCCUGGGUGUCCCUGGAACUGAAGGCCCUGCUGAAGGAGAAAAGGAGGGUUUUUGGAUCUGGGGACAAAGAGGAGCUGAGGAGGGUGCAGAAGGAGAUAAAGACGAAGAUCAAGGCGGACAAGGCCAGCUACAGGACCAAGAUGGAAUCUUACCUGCAGGACAAUAACACAAGGGAGGUCUGGAGAGACCUGAGAUCCAUCUCUGGUUCCAGCAGAGGCCAUGAGAGGGGAGCUGCAGCAGGAGGCCGGGAGUGGAUCAAUGAGCUGAAUCUGUUCUUUAAGAGAUUUGACUCUGCUCCCACUCCUCCCCCCUCUCAUCAAAGCACCGACCAGCCAACUCCUUCUUCACACCUCAGCUCUCUACCACCAACACCACCACCACCUCUCCUCCAUCCUCCACCACCUCCGGACUCUACAUACAGCCCCAUCACCCCUCCUUGUCUCACCCCCCACCACCACCAUCACCCCUCCCCCUGCCACCCUCCUAAAUAUUAUUACUACUGUUCUAUUAUUAUUUUAUUUCUACUACUACGUCUAUUGCUACAUAAACUGCUGUAACAAUGUGAAUUUCCCCUGGCGUGGGGAGAAAUAAAGGACUUAUAUAUAUUGCCAUGUGGCAAAACCUAAAUGCCAGAUGGCAAACCAGAAAUGCCAUGUGGCAAAAUGAAAUGCCAGAUGGCAAACCAGAAAUGCCAUGUGGCAAAAGGAAAUGCCAUGUGGCAAAACCGAAAUGCCAGAUGGCAAACCAGAAGUGCCAUGUGGCAAGACCGAAAUGCCAGAUGGCAAAAAUGCAACGGCACAUGGCAAACCUGAAACGGUAUAUGGCAAGGAUGAUGGCGUGUGGCACUGUAUUCCACUGGUAAUGGCGUAUAUAAUGUCACUGGUCACAAUCAACCAUGUGGCGGUGGUGGAUAAGUAGAGGAAUUAAAAAUGGCGUGUACUGAGUUUCAAUUCUGAGUCAUCUCUCUGCAAUCUCUCAUCUUUCACCUAAGAAACCUCUAAAACUGUGUCAUUGUUGACAUGGAAAAAUACACCAACGACGCCCCCUACUGGCAGAUAUCUGACCGUGUGAAAGAAGCACAGUUUUUUCAUACAGCGGAUAUUUCAGUGAAAAAAUAAGUAUCAUCUGUACAUACACGCAAGGCCUGUCCCUGCCUUUAUUAGUAAUAUUAUUACUACCAAUCGCUGUAGAAUUGGUAGAUGUGGUGCAAACUGUGUGGCUUAUAUUUCACAAGUGAAACUGUAUAUGGCUGAUUUCAAAAUUAAAAGAAUGUCUUUAUGACCCUUAAAAAUGACAUGCAACUGUAACAGUUUUAAUAUAGCGCUAUUAAUAAUGUACAGUCGUUCAUAAAAAAACAAAAGUGCAAGCAUACGUCUUGCGAUUGCACACACACACACACGCACACACACGCACACACACACACACACACAGUAUAUACAGUGUAUAGACUAUUAGGGCAUAUGGCCGGUUAAGGCUAGGCUGGCUCCGGUGUCUAACACGGUUAGCCUAGCCACCUAACACGGCCUGUGACGUUACGGUACUCAUCGGCGGUCAUACGUGUACAGACGUCAGUGUGAGAAACAUAAAAAAUAUAGUAAACCUAAAUCGCACUGCACGUGAAUCAAAAGCACAUUGCAUGACAGUAUUUUGUGACUAGCGUCAACAAUGAUUAGUCACACAAUUUCGCCAUAUACCAAUCCUGAGUCUGUCAUAAGCCACUGCUGAAUGCCAUAUGGCAAAACCGCUCGGCCAUAUGGCAAAAGCCAUUUUGCCAUAUGGCAAAACCGCUCUGCCAUAUGGCAAAACCGCUCGGCCAUAUGGCAAAAGCCAUUUUGGGAUCUCGCUGUCUCUCCCACUUCAAGUGGUGUAAAAAACGUAGCUCUCCGCUCCCCCGUCACCACGGUGAGUCGUCGAAUCGGGGUUCCAUUGAUGCUGUCUUUUUAUAGUUGCGGUGCACUCUGGGUGAAACUACUCCGAGGUGAUUAAACCAACUCAAAUCAGCCGUUGUGAAACCGAAAAGUCAGAGUUUCGUAUCUCAGAGUAGAUCAACUCAGAGUUCAAGGUUACACAGAGUUUGUUGAACCUGCUUCGUGAAACGGACCCAGGGUUAUUUAAGGGACGGUUUGGGCCCUGAGUUGGACAACGCAGGCACAGAGAGACUUGCAGACAGGUGAAUAAUGGAAAGAGUUUCAUUUAAAAAGAUAACAAAACUAGUACAUAAAUGGAGAGCUGAACUGGGGAAACAAAACUAAACCCAACUAUUCAAAACCCAGCAAACACUACGAAUACAGAAACGGAAAUCAACCAAUACUAAACUGGAUUAACAAAAGUAAACUAAGGAGGAGUACUCACAAGACGGAGAAAAAGGAGUCCAGAAGUGGGGAAGCAGAGUCCAUGAGGGAGCAGAGCGUGUGAAGCCAUGCGAGUCUUUGUGGGAAUCCAAGCCUGGAGAGAAGCAGGUGUCUAGUAGUUUAUGGUCAAACAGGCAAAGAGUCACUAAGCAGAGUUUAAAUAGUGAGCAGGUGAUAUUGAGGGCAGGUGAGCUGAUUACUGCAAUGUGAGUCACCUGCAGUAAUCAGCUGAGAGUGCAGACAGGUGAAGCAGGGAGAGCAAGAGACAGGAACGAGGAGAGAUGACAGACAGAGUCAAGUUGCUUCACCUGCCUGCACUCUAUUUGCUGAUUACUGUAAUGAGUGUCACCUGCAGUAAUUAGUUCACUCCAUUGACUGUUCUCUACCUCACCUCCAGUAUUUAAGCUCUGUGCUUCCAUUCACUCCUCGCCGGAUCAUCGGCUCACAUCUCUCCAUGGCUUCUGCUGCAUUCCUGGAUUGUGGGUUUCCCCACCAAGCCUUCUACUGCUUGUCAGCUUCAGCCUCUUGGACUCGACCGAUUUUGCUGUCCUGGAUUUCUCUCUUGUGGACUCUGUUCAACUCCUGUCUGUUUUUGGAUGCUCCCUGGUCUUCAGUCUGCCAAUUUUGUUUUUCCACUAGCUUCUGGGUUCUCCUAGCCUGCCUAGCCUUUAGCUCUGUUUUCCCAUGGUUGUUGUAAGUACAUUGCUGUGUUGUUUGGUUGAGGUUAUUCCUGUUUAGUUUUGUGGUUUUUGUAGGUUUGGUAGUGUAGUUUGUUUUAGUGUUGUGGUUUAGUUUGUCUGCUGGGGCUUCCGUUUCACGAAGCGGGUUCAACAAACUGUUUUUGGUUAAAUCAAGUCUGAGUAGUUUCCCCUGGAGUUAAGCACGUGCACCACAGCUCUGAAAAGCCAGUAUCAAUGGAGUGCCGAUUUGACGAGUCACCAUGGCAACGGGUAAGCAGAGGACGACACCGUUUGAAUUGGAAAUCUUAAUGCGCUUAUGUAGCGAGUUUGAACACGUUUUUAGAAAGAAGUGCAACACCGCUGCAGCUGCAAAUGAGAGGGAAACGGCGUGGGAGAGCCUUGCGGCCCGGGUCAAUGUGUAAAUUGAAACCACAAUAAUAUUGCAGGAGAAAAGUGUUUAAUGGUAAUCUGUUGUGUUAUUUCAUUUAGGUGCAAGAGGGAGACGGCCUGGGAGAGCAUUGCUGCCUGAGUCAAUGUGUGCAAUCCUGUGAGGGAGAAGUGCAUGUGGCAAACAGGUAAGAAGUAUUUAUCACUGGAUAGAGAAAUUCUGGCCAUUGCAUUACCUCCACUGUGUGUUUGUUGAGUCUUCUCCUCUACAGGCUGGGGACCUGGAACCUUUGACUGAAUUUUAAGUAACUAUACACUGGCUAUCUUUCUAUCUUUCUGUCUUUCUAUCUGUGGCACAGAUAGCUAGACAGCUAGCGGAGCUAACUAUGAUUGAUAAAGUUUUCUGCACAUCAUAUUUACUAACAAACACCAAAACCUGAACAAUAUAUACAAAUGCUAUGUGUUACAUUAAAUGUAUAAAUUGACUCACUUUGUGUGGCUAAUACCUUACAAAUAGUCUGUAAACCUUUAAUUGGUUUCAGAUGUGAACGUUUCACUAUACACUGCUAAAACUCUAUAUGCUAGUACAUUACCAAAGGAAGCAAUCAUUAUUAACACACAAAGAUGUGAUUUAAUAUUAUAUAUUUAUUUGUUGUCUUUAACCCACUUCUCAUAGGUUGGCCUAACAACAAAAUAAACCCUAUCCUUUCAUCAAGAUCUUGUUACUACAGAAAAGUACAACUUCAUCCUGUGACAUCCAUGUACAACUCCAUACUUUAAUUUCCUCUAUAUAUUUUCAGUUAUCACUAACACAAAUUGACAAACCACUUACUCAAAAUCAAUCACACACCACAAAUAAAUAUAUGCAAUACUUCAACCACCAUAUUACAAGGCCACAUCUACAAAUGUAAACAUUGCAACACAACUUAGACAUGGCUGCAUGUUCACACUUGAACUAUGUAAACUAUCGGAAAAACAAACUAAACUAGCUCUUUCAUUUGUAUGAAAUAAAGAAAAAGGAUGCACUAUGUGUCAUGCAAAAGUUAAGUUAUUCUUCUUGCUAUACUUCUGUUUUUCUGUCCCCCGACUGCUAUUGUUUUCUUUAAUGCAAUUCUGACAAUAAACUUUUGUACCUUUUGCA